GUGUCUGUCUGCUCUGCAGAGUACAUUCAACUCGCCCCGAAUACACGCUCACUGUUUGACGCCGUGACCUAACCAAACGUAACCUAAGGGUCCUCGUUAAAUACAUCGCUUUAUCUCAGUCCGGAAGCGAUAGAAAACGUGUGACUACGUCGCUAAUGUAAAUGGCUAGCACAUUAAUAAUAGUGCGUUAUCUUUACGCGCGUCUCUCACUGGACGCUUUCACGUCAGGUGGUGCUGUCCAAGUAAUGAAGAGGUGAAUCCCCAGUCUACAGUUUUGGUACCUACUUGAGCACCGGCGUUCGAGUCAACCGAGUCAGCGUGGGUUCUCCGUGGCGUUUUGAGUGUCAGUAACUAAACUGACAUCUUCUUAUCAUGCCUGGCAAGAAAUGAAUCCUGAUUCAGCGCUCGGUUCACACAGAAUCGCGCGCGGAGAGAACUUUGCUUUGGAACUCUUGUGCGGUGGAAACGGCACGCGCCACGACAGCCCGCGGAGGAUCAACAACUUUCCUCAGAAGCAGCGCUAGCGUCCUUCCUAUGUCACCUCAAACCCUUCCAUGUCACCAAUUAUUGUUGCUUUAAUUGGACGAGAAUGUUUCAGAGACCGUGUCUGCUCAAACUCGGGGAAAACAUCGUUGGUAAGCCUUGAGAAGCGGAUAAUAAAUGACUUUUAUGCGCCUCAGACUCGCGUCCUCGCCAGGUGGACUGUGAAGAGACCGAAAGAGGAAUGUUUAUCCGAAAUUUAUUGCCGCUCAGUUUGGGUUUUUUGCCGUUUUUGUUAAGUCACUGUUUUCUCUCACUGUUUUUUCCGUUAUUUCAGUUUGCAAGAGGGGAGCUCCAGAAAUCAUGCUCCCGAACCACAGUGGCACCGCUGGAAGGGAGCUGCCAGUUGCCAUGCCAGUGUAGGCCCUACCCACCGUUACCCCCUCCACCCCCUCCUCCACCACCCCCGAGGCUCUUGGCUCCAACUGUGGCUCCCUCCACUGUAUCCCCCAUAACGCCAUGGAGGAGAGAGAUGGAGAUCUUAGUACUGGGGACAGUAAGCUGUGCAUCUGUGGUCUUCCUCCUCCUGACUGCCAUCAUUUGCUACAAGGCCAUCAAGAGGAAACCCCUUCGAAAAGAAGAGAACGGCACAAGCCGAGGGGAGUAUGCCAUGAGCUCACGCUGUAAACAGCAGGUAGUGGAAACCAAUAACACUGGAGUAUAGCGGCCAUGCUACAGCUGAACAUUCUGUACCCUACAGCACCACCAUCUCUGUUUGGGUUUAUGAGAUGGACACAAGGUAUCUUAUGAAUUUAGGAAUGGUAAAGCUCACGGCUGCCCUUCUUGGGACAUUAAUGAUGUUUAAAGAAAA
Sinocyclocheilus anshuiensis is the source of this 1351-nucleotide messenger RNA. It is a transcript of the gene prima1, whose product is annotated as proline rich membrane anchor 1. The record is from RefSeq and is a predicted model, not a curated record. Bases 725 to 1204 code for a protein of 159 amino acids. Lineage: Eukaryota; Metazoa; Chordata; Actinopteri; Cypriniformes; Cyprinidae. The transcript is spliced from 4 exons.